This is a messenger RNA of Oreochromis aureus, 3229 nucleotides long. RefSeq names its product nuclear factor of kappa light polypeptide gene enhancer in B-cells 2 (p49/p100) (gene nfkb2). Gene Ontology annotation, molecular function: DNA-binding transcription factor activity, RNA polymerase II-specific; RNA polymerase II cis-regulatory region sequence-specific DNA binding; protein binding. Gene Ontology annotation, biological process: response to cytokine; cellular response to stress; canonical NF-kappaB signal transduction. The record is from RefSeq and is a predicted model, not a curated record. NCBI's taxonomy places the organism in Eukaryota, Metazoa, Chordata, Actinopteri, Cichliformes, Cichlidae. The transcript has 24 exons. Bases 186 to 2888 code for a protein of 900 amino acids. Gene Ontology annotation, cellular component: cytoplasm.
UUUGGGAGCAGGAAGUGACCUUGGGGUUGUGAUUUUGGUCUUGUUGCUGAAUCCAGUUUGGAGUUUCCAGACUGAAGUGAACCUUGUGAGCUGCACGCAGGAAAAUCCCUGAAGGAGGAAGAACAGGUCAGCUGCCUCCUCCUCCUCCUCCUCAUCAUCAUCAUCGUCGUCGUCAGCGCUGAGCCAUGGCAGGAGCCCUGCGGAUGACUGAAGCCCAGUUCAUCACCUACGAGCACGAACUGCAGCAGUUCAUGCCGUACGACUAUAUUCCAGUGGACAUAAAGACAGAGCCCUUCAUGCCUGAGACAGCUCACGGCCCGUACAUUCAGAUCAUCGAAGAGCCCAAACAGAGGGGAUUUCGUUUCCGUUACGAGUGCGAGGGUCCAUCACACGGCGGGCUCCCGGGGGCCUCCAGCGAGAAGAACAAGAGAACGUACCCCACAGUGAGGAUCAAUAACUAUGUGGGUCUGGCCCGAGUCGAAGUCCAGCUGGUAACGCACACCGACCCUCCUCGCGUCCACGCCCACAGUCUGGUUGGACGCCACUGCAUCGAAAACGGCACCUGCACCAUCGACAUCGGCCCCAACGACCUCACUGCCUCGUUCAGUAACCUGGGGAUCCUCCAUGUGACCAAGAAGGGUGUGGUUGAAGUUCUGACCCGGAGGCUGAGAGAAGAGAAGAAGCGGCUCAAAGGAGCGCACUGUCACCUGACAGAUGUCGAGGAGUCAGCCAUCGUGAAGGAGGCCAAGGAGCUGGGGAAGACGAUGGACCUGAACAUCGUCAGGUUAAAGUUCACCGCCUACCUGCAGGACAGCACCGGCGCCUUCACCAGAGCACUGAAGCCCGUCGUCUCCAACCCCAUCUACGACAGCAAGUCUCCGAACGCCUCCAACCUGAAGAUCUCCCGCAUGGAUAAGACGUGCGGCUCGGUGCUCGGAGGAGACGAGAUCUUCUUGCUCUGCGACAAAGUCCAGAAAGAUGACAUCGAGAUCCGGUUUUACGAGGAGGAUGAGGAUGGAUGCUGGGAGGCGUUUGGGGACUUCUCACCUACGGACGUCCACAAACAGUACGCCAUCGUGUUCAAAACGCCGGCCUAUCACAGCACAGAGAUCGAGCGGCCCGUCACCGUCUUCCUGCAGCUGAGGAGGAAGAAGGCGGGCGACAGCAGCGACCCCAAACAGUUCACCUACAUCCCUCAAGUCCAAGACAAAGAGGAGGUGCUGAGGAAGAAGCAGAAGCCGCUGCCUCACUACGAGCACUGGAGAGGAGGAAGAGGAGGAGGAGGAGCCGGGGGAUUUGGUGGAUCAGGAGGAGGAGGAUUUCAGUUCCACCAGGAGAUGAACGGAGCAGGGGGAGGAGCAGGAACGGGAGGCUUUUUUAAUGUCUCUUUCCCUGGCUUCGGUAAUGGGGGAGGGGCUCAGAUGUCAGGCUCCGCCCCUCGGUCAGGUGCUGCCCAGCAGCAGCAGCAGAGCGACAGACAGUCGGGAGGACAGAGCGACUCGCCGCUCCGUCAGCAGCUGCUUCAGAUCGCCGCCGCCCUCAACAGCAGAGUCUCUCAGAGCGCCCGGCAGACCGCCGCUGCCCUGCUGCAGUACUGCAGCACCGGAGACGCUCGCGUCCUCCUCGCCAUCCAGAGACACCUGUGUGGCAUCCAAGAUGGAAACGGAGACACACCUUUACACCUGGCCAUCAUCCAUCAUCAGACAGGUGUGAUCCAGCAGCUGAUCCACACUCUGCUCAGCAGCCAGCAGCAAGGCAUCAUCAACACAGCCAACCACCUCCAGCAGACUCCCCUGCACCUGGCGGUGAUCACACGGCAGGUGAAGGUGGUGGAGGUGCUGCUGAAGGCGGGGGCCGACCCCAGCCUGGUGGACAAAGAUGGGCGCACCCCCCUCCACCUCGCGGCGCUGGCUGGGGACCACAACAUUCUUCGCUUCCUGCUGGCUCACCUGGGAGAAUGCCACGCCCACCUGGUCAACAUGCCCGAUUUCCAUGGUCUCCACCCACUCCACCUGGCUGUGAGGAGGGACGGCGAGCGCUGCCUGCGUCUGCUAGUGGAGGGCGGAGCCAAAAUAAACGAGCCUGAGCAGAAGAGCGGGAACACCGCCCUCCACCUGGCCGUCAGAGAAAACCUGUUCAAGGUGGCCUGCCUACUCAUCACCGAGCUCCGAGCUGACGUUAACGCCUGCACAUUUGGAGGAAACACGCCGCUCCACCUGGCCGCCAGCCUCGGCUCGCCGACCUUCUGCUCCAUGCUCAUCGCUGCAGGUGCUGAUAAGUCCAUUGAGAACGAUGAGCCGCUCUUCUUCAGCUCCUCGUCCUCAGAUGAUGAAGAUGAACCAAUCAGAGAAGAAGAGAAAGAGCGAGAGGUCGCCCCAAAGACAUCCAACCCCCGCAAGAGACCUGCGGGAGGCCACACCCCCCUGGACCUGGCUAAAUGCCAAAAGGUCAGGAAAGUGUUGUCGCCCUCUAAGAGUCCGAAGUCGGAUCGCCGCGGCAGCGGGAACAUCAGACCGACAACCAGCAGCACUGAAGAGGCCGAGCGCGUGGGGCUCGACGAGGACACGCUGUCACGGCUCGUGGACGUGCUGAGCGUCGGCGACGUCCCCUGGAAGAAACUGGCGGAGAAGCUGGGCAUGAUGACGCUGACUCACCUGUACCAGGACAGUCCCAUGCCCUGCCGCCAGCUGCUGCACCACUACAAGCUGGGUGGAGGUGCAGUCGAAGGCCUGGUUGAAGCUCUGCACUCUCUGGGUCUGACAGAAGGAGUCCGACUGCUGAGGAACGCCGAGCUCCGAGACGACAAACACAACACAGACGUCACGGUCGACAGCGGCUUCGGCAGCCAACCAAUGGAGGACGUGGAGCCGCCCGCGGGCGUGCAGUGACGAGUGCGUCACGAGUGCCAUCCUUCUGCGAUCCAUCAGAAACCUGCAGCGGGUUUCAGAGAUCGGACUGUAAACGUUUGCUUCCCGUAGGAUCGAGACGAACAUUUGAAAUCCAGCUCAGCGAAUCAAGAUAAAGUUCAUUUUUUAUAAAAGAAACACAGAAGAUGGACGAAUCGACGCUGAAACUGUACCAUAGAUCCCAGAGCGUGCUCUUUUUGUUAACUUAUGUUUCAUUUUCCUGUAAUAAUUUUACUUUAUUAAAGAGUAUGUGUGUUGUGUCAAUAACCUGUUUGAAAAGUUGGGUGGAUGAAAUGAUCAAUAAAUCUGUUGUUUCACUUUCA